Molecule: messenger RNA, 468 nt
Organism: Wasmannia auropunctata (little fire ant)
Lineage: Eukaryota; Metazoa; Arthropoda; Insecta; Hymenoptera; Formicidae
Product: selenoprotein M-like
Exons: 2
Cellular component (GO): endoplasmic reticulum lumen
Molecular function (GO): oxidoreductase activity
Source: RefSeq, a predicted model, not a curated record
CACAUAUACAGUGACAAUGUGGAAUUCAAGCAUAUCCCAGGUGCAAUACCAGAACUUGUGUUAUUCAACGUACAUGAUGAGGAAGUAGAAAGAAUAAUAUUGUCCAAGUUGACUCGAGAGGAAUGUAACGAGUUGCUAGUCUCCAAAGGUUUCACGAAGAAGUCCAAAGAUAAUAAAGACGAGAUGUAAAUCUUCCACUCGAUAUGUAUUAUAAGAAACGUAAACAGAUAUUUCUAGGAAAGGAAAUUAUUUCUAAUCUCUUAUUUCUAGAUACAUUGUAAAUAUUCAGAAUACAAUAGUUUUAGUUUUUAUUAAUAAUUUCCCAAAAGUAAGCUAUGUAUUGUACAUAGUGGCACAAUAGCAGUGAUUUCCUAAUCUACACAAAUUUUUUUUAAUUGCAAUCCUUGGUAGAUUGACAAAGGAGAAUGCUUUUCCCAAGGAGCUGCAAUCUGCGAUAAGACACUAAAU